GACGACGACGCCUCACCGCUCCUCACCUCAAGAGGCUCACAAUGGCCACCCCGAGCAGCGCUCCUACCCGGAGCUCCUCAUUGCCGUGCCGUGUUGCUCUUCUCCUGUCGGGUCUCAUCGCCCUCCUGGGUCCCGUGGCAUCCAGGAGCGCUCCUCUCGUCUGCCUGCAGGCGUGCGAGAGCUGCCUGGAACCCGCCCAGACCGAGCCGCUCUGCUGGAUGCAGUGCCUCGGGGAGUGCAGUCGCCUUGCGGCACCAUCCGCUGACGGCUCCGAGAUUGUGCUCCUAGGAGGAGGAGAUGAGGCGCCAGAGGGAGGAGACGUCUCCGCCGACAAGCGGGUCCAAGAGAGCGCCGACGGCUACCGGAUGCAACACUUCCGCUGGGGACAGCCUCUGCCCGGCAAGAAGCGGCAGCCGGAGCAGAGCCAGGGGGCCCCUCUUGGCAUGGGGAGCGACGAAAACGCACGGGUGGUGAACGGAGGGCAGGCUUGGGACGAAGGCUGGACUCUCGACGACCAGGCAAACGAGGUGGACGCGCGGCAGUGGUCGGCGGCCCCCUCCAAGAAGGGCUCAGCGCAUCUGAGCAUGCAGAAGGAGAACCCGGAGCUCUACCAGAUGAACCACUUUCGGUGGGGGCAGCCGCCGACGCACUUCAAGCAGAAGCGCUACGGCGGCUUCAUGCGCAAGUCGCCGGGCUACGCGCACCUCAAGCCGCUGGUCACGUUCUUCCGAGAUGUCAUGAAGAACGACAGCCCAGCGAUGCUCAAUAAUUAGGCGGCAGACCCUCCCCCCCCCCCCCCCCCCACCACCGAGCGACGGAGCGAAGGGGAUCCAUGUGCGGGCGGGAGGUUGUUGCCACAGUUGCCGUGGCUGUUUUUUUUUUUGGGAAGGUGAUGCUGUAACAGCCCCGGUGCCUUACAGUUUCGGGAGACAAAGUGGCCCGUGAAAUUUCACGGUGAGAGUGCCCCCCCUCCCCAAAUCCCACCCCAAAACCUCCCGUUUCUCGGCACUUAUGAUUGUGAUUUCUCAUCAGCUUACAACACUAUUCCCCGCCGUCAAUUUCUCUAACCCCAUAAGAUUACAAUGGUGAAAGUUGUACGGUUUAUUUUAUUUUUCGCCUCGGUCAAAAAGGGUGUGCGCAGCUCAUCGGUAAUACAACAGGGCCCUGGUUUUUUCCAGUCGGAUUGAUUUGACUGCGCAAUGAAAACCAGUCCAAGUCAGCGCUGCGACUGAAACUGACUCACAGUUUCGAAGGAAUCUUCUAAAUAACUGAGAUGGAUAAGAAAAAAUGUCUACAGUGGUUGGUGGCUAGGUUUAGAUAAGAUGCAACCAAAGUGUGGACAGAAUGGCCUCGUAUUUACCACCACCGUUAUUGCCAAACACUGCCCCCUACACGACUGAAAACUAUUGGGACACUCUGGGCAAUUGCCCUCAUUCACGAACGGUCCUCGUGUUUUUAAUCGGUUCAUUAUAGCGAUAAAAAAACUAAGUCUUUAAAUCCACCCCCACCACCUUAAAAAAGUCACAAAAAGCCCGGCAUGCUUUGCGAGUCAAGAUGACUCCGCCAUUCGUGUGCAAUGUCGUGCUGGAAUUUGAAUUUGGUAAACGCCCGUGUUUCUAUUCACCAGCACCAAUGCGGACAAGACAGCAUUACCUGCGCAAUAAUGACCACCUCUUUGUCAACUGAUCCUCUCUCUUUAAAAUCACACCCACCCGUAUCAACGUUGUACUCCCAAACACGCUCUGGCAUCACGCACAAUGACCAAUAAUAACUCCCGAUGCGCAUUUAACUCCUCCGCGUGCGUUUUUUUCUUCAGUCCGCUGGUUAUGACACUCUCUCGUUGUCGACACGCCACGUGCCUCUUUAUGUGCUCACUUGAAAUAAACACAUGUAACCCACUUUUA
Messenger RNA from Lethenteron reissneri (Far Eastern brook lamprey), 1904 nucleotides. Its product is annotated as pro-opiomelanocortin-like. Gene Ontology annotation, cellular component: secretory granule; extracellular region. The record is from RefSeq and is a predicted model, not a curated record. Lineage: Eukaryota; Metazoa; Chordata; Hyperoartia; Petromyzontiformes; Petromyzontidae. Gene Ontology annotation, biological process: regulation of corticosterone secretion. Gene Ontology annotation, molecular function: hormone activity; G protein-coupled receptor binding.